This is a messenger RNA of Drosophila takahashii, 1453 nucleotides long. It is a transcript of the gene Cht8, whose product is annotated as Chitinase 8. Gene Ontology annotation, cellular component: extracellular region. The record is from RefSeq and is a predicted model, not a curated record. Lineage: Eukaryota; Metazoa; Arthropoda; Insecta; Diptera; Drosophilidae. Gene Ontology annotation, molecular function: chitin binding; chitinase activity. Gene Ontology annotation, biological process: carbohydrate metabolic process; chitin catabolic process.
GUGGUCAAGAAAUGUGGAGCUUAACUGGUUUACUGGGGCUGCUCCUGCUGGUGGCCUCCUCAUCCGCAGAAGGCAACUCUUCAAAAAACGUGGUCUGCUAUCAGGGCACCUGGUCCAUCUACCGACCUGGUCUGGGCAAGUUCGGCGUGGAGGACAUCGAUCCCUUCCUGUGCACCCACCUGAUCUACGCCUUCCUGGGCAUCGAGGAGACGGGUCAGCUGCGGGUGAUCGACGCCUAUCUGGAUCUCGAGGAUAAUGCUGGGCGGGGAAAUAUUAAGGCCUUCAAUGCCCUCAAGCUGAAGAAUCCCGUGCUGAAAACCCUGGUGGCCGUCGGAGGUUGGAACGAAGGUUCCAAGCGGUUCUCCCUGGUGGCCAGCGAUCCCCUGAAGCGCGCCAAGUUCGUGGACGAUGUGGUGAGGUUCCUGCAGCGCCACGGAUUUGAUGGCCUAGACCUGGACUGGGAGUAUCCUGGCCAGCGUCAUAGCUUGGAGAACGCGGAUCGAUCGAACUAUAUUACGUUUUUAAAAGAACUGAAAGAGGGGCUUGAACCCUUUGGUUUCCUGCUCAGCGCUGCUGUGGGCUCUGCCCAGUUCUCCGCUGAAGUAUCCUAUGAUAUACCCGCAAUGGUUCCCUAUCUGGACCUCAUCAAUGUGAUGGCCUACGACCUCCACGGACCUUGGGACCAGGUGGUGGGCAUCAAUGCUCCUCUGUAUGCCUCGGAAAGUGAUGCCAGCGACUCCUUGGGUCGGCAGCAGCAGCUCAAUGUGGAUGCCAUUGUGAAGUACUGGCUUCAGUCUGGAGCUCCGGCAGAAAAACUGAUCCUAGGAGUUCCCUUCUACGGACGCACCUUCACCUUGGCCACCGCCGAGGGCAAUCAGCCGGGAUCUCCGCACAUUGGCAAGGGACUGGCCGGGAAAUACUCCCGUGAACCGGGCGUCCUGGGCUACAACGAGCUCUGCGAGCUGAUGCAGCAGCAGGAAGGGGAGUGGACCAGGCAGUGGGAGCCGGCACAGAAGGUUCCCUACGCCUUCAGGCAGCGACAGUGGGUGGGCUACGAGGAUCCGCGUAGCCUCUCCCUGAAGGCGCAGUAUGUGGUGGAUCACCACCUAGGUGGGAUAAUGAUCUGGUCCCUGGAAUCCGAUGACUUUCAUGGCAACUGUGGGGGGAAGCCCUAUCCCCUGCUGCACGAAAUCAACAGCGUGCUCUUUGGAGGCGAAACCCCUUCCGGUUUGAACCUGGAAUCGUCGAAGGAGGAAACCACUGGAGGAUUUAGUUGUCCUUCGGAUGCUCCUGAGGGUUAUGUUCGCGAUCCACAGACCUGCUCCAAGUUCUACUACUGCAGUGGUGGAAAGACGCACAAUUUCGACUGUCCCAGUGGCCUCAACUUUGACCUAGACACUAAGAGAUGCAACUAUUCGGGUUCAGUAAAGUGCUAAAACUAUAUUUUUGGAAU